AAAGAGCAUAAUCUUGAGAAAAGCUGGGAAUUUAAAGAGCCAAUUCCUGCAUGGCUAAAACGGAUUCAUCAACAUCGCGAAGAUCUUGCCACCACAACUGACACAACUGACUUCGAAUCACUUUCCCAGAUAGCAGAAACCGAGAGUUUACUGUCUAACCUUCCAUCGGAUUGGGAAGUGUUAGAGCCACCAGUUGAAAGAUGCUUGCACUCAAUUGCAACGUUGGAUAAGAAAGGAUUGAAGAAGGUGGCUAAAACCGUAAUGCAUCAUGGUGUUUGUGGUGCUAUAAAGAAGAUUCGAAAGAUUUUGACGACUUCGAACAAAGUCGAAGAUGAAAACCCUUUCCUUGAUUCCCCACCUACUGAAAUCACAACUGCCGAUAAUAUUGUUCAAGGUGGAGAUUAUAAACACCCAGACGUCUGUUACAUCAUUGAACUUCUUCGCUAUACGGAAUUAUUACAUAAACAUGAACUUGCAAAAGAUCUUACCUGGGGGCGAGAAUUUUCACUCUGUGAAAGGUCAGGGUCCAAAAUUGAAGACGGAAGAAAAAUUCUUGAUAAUACACUCAAGGUGCAAAAAACACUGCGAGACAUGCAUCAGACGUUAUUGGAAACCUUGUCUAAUGCAGGUGGUGGGGCUGUAGUCGUUCAAGCUUUCCGGAAACUGAUUCUGCCCGGAUUUAUCUCGUCACGGUUUUUUGUUCGGGUUUUGUUAAAUGUAUACAUUGGUGGUAAAUACCAUGGAUCUAUCAUGCUAGCAGAAUUUGACAUACCCACUCAAUUUGAUGAAAUGGGCAAUAUUGUAGCAAUAGCACAAAUGAUGUUGAAUGUUAAGAAUAUUUUCAAGCAAACCAUAAAAACCUUCAUCUUGAUGAAAGAAGCUUCCGAGAAGAAGAAACACUCUGUAGAAAACGUGUUGGUGUCAUCAAGAGUCAAAGAACAUGUGACUCCUAAAGCUAAGCUAAGAAACGAAAAACUUUUAAAACUAAUGAACGAAAAAAUUAAUAGGACUUUUCUUAUUUUAAGACUUUGA
Paraglomus brasilianum is the source of this 1032-nucleotide messenger RNA. The record is from the annotation of a GenBank genome assembly. Lineage: Eukaryota; Fungi; Glomeromycota; Glomeromycetes; Paraglomerales; Paraglomeraceae.